CGGAGCGCAGCCGCAGUAAGUGCGCAGUGCCGGUCCAGUUGACUCUCCCAGUCCCGUUUCUGGAUUAUAUGUGAUGAUUUUUCUCUUAAAUCGGCUUUAAUUGAACACAUUCCCGAAAUAUUAGCGCCUUGGACGGAACAGCGAUCGUAGCAGGCCUCCAGCAGAGCAUGUCCACCAUGGUUUACCCGCGUGAGGAGCGGCUGGAGAAGCUGACCCAGGAUGAGAUCAUCUCCAGCACCAAACUGGUGAUCCAGGGCCUGGAGGCGCUGAAGAGCGAACACAACUCCAUCCUGCAGAGUCUGCUGGAGACCAUCCAGUGCCUGAAGAAGGACGAGGAGGCCAGUCUGGUGCACGAGAAGUCCAGCCUGCUGCGCAAAUCUGUGGAGAUGAUAGAGCUGGGCCUGGGGGAAGCACAGGUGAUGAUGGCUCUAUCCAACCACCUGAACGCGGUGGAGUCGGAGAAGCAGAAGCUGCGGGCUCAGGUGCGCCGCCUCUGCCAGGAGAACCAGUGGCUGCGGGACGAGCUGGCCAACACACAACACAAGGUCCAGAAGAGCGAGCAGAGCGUGGCUCAGCUGGAGGAGGAGAAGAAACAUCUGGAGUUCAUGAACCAGCUCAAGAAAUAUGACGACGGAGCCACGCCAGAGGAAGAGAAAAAUAGCGACACUCCCAAAGAUUCGCUGGAUGAUUUGUUUCCUAAUGAUGAAGAUGACCAGGUCUCGCACCAGCACAACAGUGCCGCGGUGGCUGCUGCUCAGCAGGGAGGAUAUGAGAUCCCGGCACGUCUGCGAACGCUGCAUAACCUGGUGAUCCAGUAUGCGUCUCAGGGCCGAUAUGAGGUGGCCGUUCCGCUCUGCAAACAGGCUCUGGAGGACCUGGAGAAAACUUCUGGACAUGACCAUCCGGAUGUGGCCACCAUGCUCAACAUCCUGGCUCUGGUGUACCGGGACCAGAAUAAAUACAAGGAAGCUGCUCAUCUGCUUAAUGAUGCCCUUUCAAUCAGAGAAAAGACCCUGGGCAAUGACAACCCUGCUGUCGCAGCCACGCUCAACAACCUGGCAGUCCUGUAUGGAAAGAGAGGAAAGUACAAGGAAGCAGAACCGCUGUGCAAAAGAGCCUUGGAGAUCAGAGAGAAGGUGCUGGGUCGAGAGCAUCCAGAUGUGGCCAAGCAGCUGAAUAACCUGGCGCUGCUCUGCCAGAACCAGGGCAAGUAUGAGGAGGUGGAGUAUUACUACUGCAGAGCUCUGGACAUCUACGAGAAACGACUCGGCCCUGAUGACCCCAAUGUGGCAAAGACCAAAAACAACCUGGCUUCGUGUUAUCUGAAACAGGGCAAGUACAAGGAAGCCGAGAUCCUCUACAAAGAGAUCCUGACGCGCGCUCAUGAGAAAGAGUUCGGCUGUGUAGAUGCUGAAAAUAAACCCAUCUGGAUGCACGCCGAGGAAAGAGAAGAGAGCAAGGGCAAGCUGGUUGAUGGGAAUCAUUAUGGAGAAUAUGGAGGCUGGUACAAAGCCUGUAAAGUGAACAGCCCAACAGUGAACACCACCCUGAGGAAUCUGGGAGCUCUGUACCGCAAACAGGGUAAACUGGAGGCGGCAGAGACCCUGGAGGAGUGUGCUAUGAGGUCCCGCAGACAGGGAGCAGCAGUGGAUCCUCUGAGAGAUACAGACCGCCGCAGGAGCACCUCCUCCAUCUCCAGUGUGAAGUACGACUGCAGCAGUGAGACUGCAGAGGAGGGCAGUGUGGAGUGGAACGGGGCCUAAGCAUCACUUCUCUCUCUGCUCUCCGCAAAUUGAAUCUCAUCCUCCUGAUCUAAAUGGACUCCUGUGCUCUUUCCUCUGCUGCGGAUAAAGUCCUGCGCAUCUUUAACUCUCUGCUUUGGGCUGAUGGGAUUGAUCAUCGUGCAUUCGCUGUGUUUUCCUGCCUCUCUUUCCCUGAUUCUUCCACACACACGCACACACUGACCGACUUUACUUCAUUCUCUUUCUUUGUCGUCUGGUUUUUGUGUGUCUACAUUGUUAACACUGAUUAUUUUUAUUUGUAAAAUACAACAGAUAAUCAAAGUGAAUCUGAUGAAGACACUGACCUCAAUCCAUAUUGUAGUUUUAGACAUUUAUUGUGCUUUUCUUGAGUUCUUGAUUCCUGCUUAUGAAUUUGAAUAACGUGUCAUUAGCUAUGUUUCCAUUUACCUAUUAUUGGGUGCAUUUUGGAAUAUCGCAAAAACAAAUGCUUAAUGUAAACGCCAAGAUGUGCAAACAUUUUGAAAACGUGCAUAAAAAAUUAACUUUUUAAUUGGAUAAGAAAAUAAUGUGCAUAAACUACAGUGGAAACACAUUUAGUGAAACUCUCCAGCACAUUGUAAAAGAUCUGAAAUGUUGUUCUGCUGAUUGUAAAAGGCCUGAGCUUCAAUACUAUGCUUCAGUAUUAUUAGUAUUCUAUUAUUAUUCCCUCCAGAACUGUCUUGAGCAUCUGUCUGUGCUCCCAGAAUGUCUCACGCCUCCAAAAGCCACCGCAUUCAAUGCGUUUCGUCUUCUGAGGCGCAACUCAUUUAUUAAAAAUUAUAUCGCUGUGAGCACCGGAGUGCAUGUGUCGACGCAUUAACCACUACACCACUGGCACAGACGAAUUAAUAAUUUUUUAAUAAUUAAUUAAUUCAUAACGAACUAAUUAUUUGCAGCCUAACUGACCCGCACGGUCUUUAUUUUACCCAUAACCAAAUCAUAAAUAAAUAAAAGUUACACACAAAUUACCACCUGUCAAUCACUUUUUCCGCGGGACUCUGGCAUGAAUAUUCAGAGUGAUUUGUGUCGUUAUAAUGGCGUCGACAAAUUUGGUACACGCGUGAAAGCGAAAGAUUGAAGCAGUGCACUGACACUGUGACACGUUACCUGAUAGAUUCAAAUAACUGAAGAGUCGUUAAAUAGAGACAAGAUUAAUUAAAUAUCACCUUUAACAACAAUAGUGAGACGCAAUCCAGCGGUACAUCCUUGAUAAAUUGUCCGACGUUCACUGCUCUCUGGGGUUUGACUGCUAAAGCUCAAACGAGCGCAAAUGCUGUAGCGCAUGACAGUGUGUCUUUGUGUGUGUAUGGUCUCAUGAUGUGCGUUUUCAGCAGUAUAGUGUGAAAGGAGGGCUUUUCAGAAAUGCUAGAAGAAACGCCAGUGUGGACGUGGACAUUUAAAACUAAGACGUAUUAGUGUAAACAGGGCCUGAGUGUGUAUUUUUCACGAGCGGGUUGCUGCUGCCACGAGGGUGAGGCGGAGGAUCGCAAUGCUGGCUCAGCAUCGUGAUGUCUACAGACCAUCGGCGAUGGACGUUGGCAUUGUCUAUCGAUCCCAACCCUAAUGGAAAUGCUGCUUUAUUUGCACGUCUUUUAUGCCAUAUUCCAGUUUUGCGCAUAAAUUUAUUUUGCAUCUUUGGAUGGAAACAUAGCUAUUGUUCAACAGUUGCCUUCGGCCUCAUCAUGUGAGCUAUAGGACCCCACUAUUGAAUAGAAAACGAACAGACCAAAGUAUAAUUUAUUUUUUAACACUUUUUAAGUGUACUCCAUUAGUCAGCAUAUGAACACCUACACUAGAAAGAUUUCCUCGUCCAGUAUCUGCGCUUUUUAUCUCCAAAAGUUAUGAGUGAUAAAUUGUUUAUUACACGUCUGUUUGAAAUACUCAAUUUUCAUUGGUCAGUGGUGACAUUCCUAGGUCUUCAAAUCAUCUUGACUGUCAGUGAAUACGUUCAUAUAUACAUUUAUAUGCUUGUCUGUCUCGCCACCAUUUUUGACUGUUUGGCGCCAUAUUGUGGCUGAAUAAUACGUAGGUUAGUGUAUACUCCAGUCAGCCGUAUUCAAUUUUGUCAGCCUUUAAUUAUAGAAUGAAUAAACUAUUACUGCUUAGAACAA
Danio aesculapii is the source of this 3892-nucleotide messenger RNA. Its product is annotated as kinesin light chain 1-like. Gene Ontology annotation, biological process: microtubule-based movement. Gene Ontology annotation, cellular component: kinesin complex; cytoplasm; membrane-bounded organelle. Lineage: Eukaryota; Metazoa; Chordata; Actinopteri; Cypriniformes; Danionidae. Gene Ontology annotation, molecular function: kinesin binding. The transcript is spliced from 14 exons. The record is from RefSeq and is a predicted model, not a curated record. Bases 168 to 1763 code for a protein of 531 amino acids.